Messenger RNA from Cucurbita pepo subsp. pepo (vegetable marrow), 366 nucleotides. RefSeq lists its product as uncharacterized. The record is from RefSeq and is a predicted model, not a curated record. NCBI's taxonomy places the organism in Eukaryota, Viridiplantae, Streptophyta, Magnoliopsida, Cucurbitales, Cucurbitaceae.
AUGGCUGCCAACGGAGGCUCCUCCGCCGCAAAUUCCCACUCUCAGCCCACUUUCCCUCUUCAUCUCUGCUUCUUCUUCCUCAUCCUCCUCAUGUUCUUGUCCUUCUCUUGGUACUCCAAUUACGAGUCUGCCGUUGAAGGCGUCUUCGAUCAACUCAAGCUUCUUCUCAUCAUCUCGCCGCUCCUUCUCCUCCUCUUCGUCCACUGGCUCUCCAACGCCGGAAACUUUCUUCUACCGGAGAAAGACUCGCUCCACCGUGCCGGUGGGACGCCAUGGGGUGUCGGGUUCUUGUUGGUUCUUCUCCUUUUCAUGAUCUCGUACCAAUCCUACUUUCAAGAACGGUGGUUUCCUCUCUUGAGCCGGUGA